Hordeum vulgare subsp. vulgare (domesticated barley) is the source of this 2157-nucleotide messenger RNA. RefSeq lists its product as uncharacterized. Gene Ontology annotation, molecular function: protein binding. Bases 12 to 1382 code for a protein of 456 amino acids. The record is from RefSeq and is a predicted model, not a curated record. The transcript has 2 exons. NCBI's taxonomy places the organism in Eukaryota, Viridiplantae, Streptophyta, Magnoliopsida, Poales, Poaceae.
ACAAAUCCCCAAUGCACAAUCAAUCUCAGUCUCGUGUGUUCCACUCCACUCCACCCCACCCCACCCCAAUGGCGUCGCCGGUGCCGCCCUUCCCGGACGCCCCUCCGCCGCCGCCCUGCUCCGCUGCCCCGGCGGCUACGCCCUGCAGAGACGACGCCUUGCCGUCCAUUGAGGCGCAGGCGAACCUCCCGGACCACCUCACUGAGGAGAUCCUCCUCCGCGUCCCCACUGCCGCCGACCUCACCCGUGCCUCCAUGGCCGACCCCUCCCUCCGCCGCAUCAUCGCCGACCACUCCUUCCUCCGUCGCUUCCGCACCCUCCACCCACCGCCCCUCCUGGGUAUACUCUCGGACCCCUUCCUCCCGGCCCAACCACGCCACCCCUCCGCCGCCGCCGCCCAAACCCUCGCCGGCACCGACUUCUCCUGCUCCUUCCUCCCCUCCCGCGAGCAGCCCUGGCGCCGCUGCGACUUCCGCGACGGCCGCGCCCUCCUCUACGUCGCCCCCGGCGACCGUCGUCUGGUCAGGGACGUCGCCGUCUGCGACCCGCUGCACCGGCGCUACCUCCUGCUACCUCCCGUCCCCCAGGACCUGUCCGAUCUGGUCAAUCACUGGGAGCUCUUUCUUGCUCCCGCCGGCGUGGAGCAGGAUACUGGCAUUGCCGCCGAUGCUCCCUUCAGAUUCAGAGUCAUGUGCUUGGCCAAGUACCAACAGACGCAAACCCAGUCGCAGCUGGUCCUGUUCGUCCUCUCUUCAUCGGGCCCUCGUGCCGAGCAAGAGCAAUGGCACGCCGUCGCAUUUGAUGGCUGGAGCGCUCUUGCCGCAGGAAUGGGUGACGGUGACGGCGGCGACCAAGACGCACGGCCCUCCACUGUGCUUGGAAAUCGCUACUACGUGCACGGAUGCUUCUGUUGGGCGAUGCCUCUGAUCGACAAGUUGCUCAUGCUCGACAUUGCUACGAUGGAGUUCUCCUCCGUCGACAUCCCGCCCAGUCCCUGGGAUUGUCAGCUGGCCUUUGUGGAGGCAAGGGAACGGAGGCUUGGGAUGUUUGCUCUCAGCCGCAAUUCCAUAUAUCACCUCUUGUAUUCCAUUUUGGUUAGCAUUGGGGAUGACGACCCAAGGCAGUGGCAAAUGGAGGCGGUAGUCCCGUUGCGCCAUGAUUACUGCUAUUACAUCAUUGGUGUAGCUGGGGGAUACUUACUCCUACAUGGGUAUCCAUACAACCCGGAGUCAUCCUUUGAAUUGCCCGAGCCGGACUGCUUUUCGCUGGAUCUCCAGACUUUGAAGCUUGAGAGGUUCUGUGAGACUGGGUGGAUAAUGCCAUUGAAGAGCCAACUACUGUAUGCCGGUUUCCCGCCAUCCUUGUCUCCACCAACUAUUUGAAGGGGGUUCCUCCACCUCUGCCUACUGUCAUUGAUAAAAUGGAAGGUUCACCAGCACGGUCAAAUCUGCUUAUUAUCUGAAAAUGGAGACACCGACACUGCCAGAAUUUAAUCUGGAUGAUCGGCGGGGAGUCUGACUCGUCCGAGUUCUGUUUGGCCUGGAGAGACUGGUUGUUGAAUCUUUUUCUUAAUACAAACAAGAGUCCCUGUAGUCCCAUUCAUUCAAUCUGCAUACAGUUUACAUGUAGGAUUGCAGUUUCCUGUAAUUAUAGCACAUCUGGGAUAAUCUGAAUCAAGGGACAUACGGAGUAGAUCAGAAUUAUUGCAGCCAAGUCUAUGACUAGCUACAGUUUUCCUGAUUGAUUGAUCGCCAGCUGAGCUAAAGUGUGAGCUUCAAUGCCAUAUGCCCUUGAGACAUUGAAAACCUGAACUGAAUCUGGAUAUGUAAUGGUACACAAGUCUAUCAAUAGGCCUCUAAAUUCCGGAAGACCCGGCUUUGUCCUGAGGUUCCGCUUGAAGAGCUGGAAUGGCAUGGAAAUAAUUCAGCUGUCAUUUCUUUGUUUCCGAUCUUAUUUGAUCUGUACACAAGUUCCUAACCCUGCUUUUGUAGUUUUCAAUUACUGGUUGAGGAGCCUUGUUUUAAUCCUUUGAAAUAACUCGUCAUUAUUCCUAGAUUUCCAAGGGCACCACAUGAAUGUUGCGGGUGAUUUGAGUGAGCAAGGUGAAGAAUGAUACUUCCUCUGUACUAUAUAUAAGAUCAUGAGAAUAUAAUGGAA